UCUAGAGGUGUAAGGAGAACAUUCUCUUCCUGAUUUUGGGAAGCGGGAUCAUCCCGGUGCACGGAAGGUUAUCGCUGGAAGAAGAAACCGGUGCCAAAAGGACUUGCCUGCUUUGGCAGUCUGUGAUUUGCUGUCGAACGGUAAACACUGUGCGAAUGUUGUGCGAAUGCAAAAGCAGUGAGGUUUUGAAUUGUUGCGUAAAUUUUGUAGGCGAACGAAACAGUGGAAACGAAACAUUUAAAGGAUUGUGGAUUUUGAUAGGAAACGCAAUCAAGCCAUAAUGAUGAAAUGGGUGGUAACACGUGGACCAUACAAAGCAGAUGCGUCUAUUGCAGCUUCCAACGUGCCAAUUUGCGAUAAAGAGAACUAUUGCGUGGAAUCUAUUGAAAUGUUGAAUAAUAACUCUAACACAAAUGCAAACUGCUGUAAUACAGGCAAAUAUCUACCACAUCCCAAACUGGUUGAUUUACCAGUCAAUCGAAACAGUUCAACUCCCUUGUCCUCGUUGAAUUCAGCAUCGAGCAGACCCAAGAAGUUACGGACACGCAGAGAACGCAACAAGGCCCUCGUUAAGCGGCUAACAACUGCAGUCAACAAUAACAAUCUUUCGGACACAUCCACUCCAAGGCCAAAUCUCCGCGAACUACUAAUCGAUCCCAUGAAAGACUUCCAGGUUAUCUACCGCGACAAGUGCGAUCAGGCAGCAACCCUACAAAACCUGCUGAAUUCCUCCCCGCAAAGUUUUAACGAACGAGAAGUUAAAACUCCCGAAGGGCCAAGUCCUUCCCCGGCAGACGAAGGACACAAUCUCUGUAGGCAGCGAGCCGUCCGCAGAAAGCACUGUAAGCCGCUUCCGAUGAGGAGGGUGGUUAACCUUCACGAAACCAACGACAGUGCCAACAGCUUGUUCAACAGUUUCGUCUUUCGGGAACUGACAGAGGACGUGUUGAUUUGAGAAGGUGAUAAAUAAAGAAAUUAAUCUAAAUACACUA
This is a messenger RNA of Aedes aegypti (yellow fever mosquito), 992 nucleotides long. RefSeq lists its product as uncharacterized. The record is from RefSeq and is a predicted model, not a curated record. The coding region runs from base 281 to 955 and encodes 224 amino acids. The transcript is spliced from 2 exons. Lineage: Eukaryota; Metazoa; Arthropoda; Insecta; Diptera; Culicidae.